AUGCAUACAUUUUUCAACAUAACCAAUGAAGAACGUCAAGCAAUCUUUGAUAUUCUAGUGGUAAGAAGUGAUAAUGGGAAGGUAACUGGUGCUUUGUUCAAAGAAAUUGAAGAAUCAUUCUUUGUUUGUGACAAAACUGUUCGUAGGAUUUGGGAUCAAGGGUUAGCUUGUGUUUAUAAUGGGUCCAUGGUUGAUGUAUCAUCCAAAUUGCAAGGAAGAGUUGGUCGGAAACGAGUUCAAAUCAAUGCGAACCAGUUCACUAGUGUUCAUUAUCGUCGAAGAUCAAAUAUUCACUCACUGUCAGCGACCUUAAAGGUUGCAAAGUCUACACUUCAUAGGCGAAUCAAAGAAGGCGUAAUUCGGCCACAUACGAAUGCUUUGAAGCCGUAUCUCUCGGAAGAAAGUAAGAAAGCAAGACUUCGAUUUUGCUUAUCAAUGCUUGAGCCAAAUACUCUUGAAGCACAACCGAUGUUCAAAAACAUGUACGACUAUGUGCAUAUUGACGAGAAAUGGUUCUACAUGUCCCAUGAAUCAGAGCAGUAUUAUCUUCUCCCCGAAGAACCCGAGCCGCACCGUACUUGCAAAAGUAAGCGAUUCAUAACCAAAGUCAUGUUUUUGGCAGCAGUUGCUCGACCUCGCUUUGAUGCAAAUCGAAAUCCAAUUUUUUCUGGCAAGAUUGGAAUUUUUCCUUUCACCUAUAAAGAACCUGCCAAGAGAAGUAGCAAAAAUAGAGCAGCUGGUACGUUGGAAACGAAGGCCAUUACGGCGGUAACCAAAGAAAUUACUCGUUCGUGCUUGAUAGAAAAAGUCCUACCUGCUAUUAGAUCCAAAUGGCCACGUUCGGCAGCAGUGGAGACCAUCUAUAUACAACAGGAUAAUGCAAGACCACAUAUUCAUGGAUCGGAUCCCGAAUUUCUUGAAGCUGCAAGUCGAGAUGGAUUUGAUAUGCGCUUAUCGUUUCAACCUCCAAGUAGUACGGAUAUGAAUGUUUUGGAUCUUGGGUUCUUUAGGUCGAUUCAAUCAUUGCAACAUCAACAAGCGCCGUUAACUAUUGACCAACUUGUUGAUGCCGUAGAGAAAUCCUUCGAAGAAUUGUCACUAGAUAAUCUCAAUCGUGUGUUUUUAUCAUUGCAAGCUUCCAUGAUUGAGGAAAUGAAAGUUUAUGGAGAUGACAACUACAAAUUACCACACAUCGAAAAAAGCCAUCUCAUUAGAGACGGCACUCUCCCUACGCAACUUCAUUGUGACCAUGCUAUUGUGGAAAAUGCACUACUUCAUUUGCAUCAAUGAGCUCAUUCAUGGUUAAAUUUCCACUGAAGCUUUUGUAAAGUUUGUCUCUAAGAGCUGCUUUAAUGGACUUGCUCAAACUCAUGUUCUUUUGUGAAAUCAUGGAAAGCUAAUGGCAGUGGACUAUGGAAUGGAGUUAAAUGGACUAUGUUGUUGUCUUCUUUUGUUUUUGCUAUUUUAUGAAAUCAUGAAAAGUUAAUGGCAGUGGACUAUGGACUAUGGAAUGGAGUUAAAUGGACUUUGUUGUUGUCUUCUUUUGUUUUUGUUGCUUUUGAUUUUCUGCCAUAGUUGUUGUAUAUCUUCACUUUUGAUAAUGGAAUGAAGCUUUACCUAUGAAUCUCAGCCAGUUCAAUUU
This is a messenger RNA of Rhododendron vialii, 1642 nucleotides long. RefSeq lists its product as uncharacterized. Gene Ontology annotation, molecular function: nucleic acid binding. The transcript has 3 exons. Bases 1 to 1290 code for a protein of 429 amino acids. The record is from RefSeq and is a predicted model, not a curated record. NCBI's taxonomy places the organism in Eukaryota, Viridiplantae, Streptophyta, Magnoliopsida, Ericales, Ericaceae.